AUGGAUCAGUUCAUUGACACGAUGGAGAUCAAACAGGCUCAGGCCGAAGCCAAGAUCUGCAGCCAAACAACAGUAGACUCGCAAAGUCCUACACCCGUUGGCUCACAAUCCGGGCAUGAAUAUGCUCUCGUUUCACCCGGCAGUCCAGUUGGACGACCCCCUAUUCCGAAACCCGAAGAGAUUCAUGCAAUUCCCGAAGUGCGCAAAUUUGCCAAUCCAGCUCCCUUGGGCCUGUGUGCGUUUGCGCUCACGUCUUUCAUGUCGAAUAUCAUGAAUGUGCACCUCGGUUUGACGACUGCCGCCGAGAAUGUGGGCUCUGCUCUGAUCUAUGGUGGCACGGUCCAGUUACUUGCGGGCAUGUGGGAAAUGGCUCUUGGAAAUACCUUCAGCGCCACCUCCUUCUGCUCCUACGGUGCCUACUGGAUUACCUUCGGGGUCAUAUCGGACCUAGAAGGGACCAAGAUCGUUGCUGCUUCUGAGACCGUCUGCCAGAAGGAGAUUCUUAUGGGCCUUUUCUUGCUGGCAUGGUUUAUAUUCACGACGAUGAUGCUCCUUUGUACGCUCAAGUCCAGCCUGGCCAUGUUCUUACUCUUUUUCUUCCUCGACAUGAACUAUCUCCUACUUGGUAUUGCAAAUAUGCAAUGCGACCAAGGGCAUGUCGCUACCUCUAUUCAGAGGGUUGGUGGAUAUUUUGGCUUGCUGGCGGCUUUUGCGGCGUGGUAUAACGCGUUUGCUGGAAUUUUCGACAAGAGUAAUGGUUUUUUCAAUGUUCCAUUGGGUCAUUUCCCUUGGUCGCCAGCUGUGAGGGCACACCAUGGGAAGUUUAAGGGGGUCUAG
This is a messenger RNA of Penicillium daleae, 837 nucleotides long. RefSeq names its product acetate uptake transporter family protein. The record is from RefSeq and is a predicted model, not a curated record. Gene Ontology annotation, molecular function: acetate transmembrane transporter activity. Gene Ontology annotation, cellular component: plasma membrane. The transcript has 3 exons. Lineage: Eukaryota; Fungi; Ascomycota; Eurotiomycetes; Eurotiales; Aspergillaceae. The coding region runs from base 1 to 837 and encodes 278 amino acids.